AUGUCGGGAUACGUGAGCCGGGAUUUCAAUUGGCUGCACCUUCUGCUGGCCAUGUGUUCUCUGCUGCAGGUGACCCUCUGCCAGCCGUAUCAGCUGCCCCACCGCUGCUCCAACCGGCUGGAGAACGCGCUGGAGCACAUGCGACGACGCAGUGUCCAGACCAAGAGCUCCUCCGCAUCGCGAGCCAUGUGGGAGCCGCCACCGCAGAGUCCCUACCAGUUGUACCACAGUUUCUACGGCCAGCACAGCGAUCCGGAGGACGACUUCUACAAUGUGGGCACCUACAGCAGCGGACGUGGCUAUCACGCCAAGCUCCUGCGCCGCAAUGGACAAGCCCAUCCCUUCUCCGACUCGAGCAGUGCUCUGGAGCUGGAGGAUUUGCUGGCGGUGAACCAACAGAGCCAGCAGCACAGGCAGCCCCACAAGCUGACGAUUUCCCGGGUGGAUGUGGAGGAUCUGAAGGUGCGAGUGCCGCCGGCGAAGGCAGCCAACCGUUGGGUGGAGAUCGACAAGUGCAAGUUCAGCACGGAGAACUCCACGCUGGACACCCGCCUCAUCUUUCCGGAUCUUACGCUCAGUGGCAAGGUGGUGAUGCAGCCGAUGGGCGGAAAGUGCCACAUGAUCUUGAGACUGCGACACGCGGGCAUCGAGUUUCGCACAGUUCCACUGGGAUCGGGACACUCCUCCAACUACGAGCAGUCCCGCAGAUUGGGAGCCGCCUCGGUGCGCACGGAUUCCCAUUUCGCAGAGCCCGGUUUCAUAUCCGUGUUUGCUCACGGAUGCCAGGGACCCACUGGGAUCCGGUUGCGCCAGAACUCCAAGCGGAGAUUCGGCAGUGCUCCGGAAGUGGAACUGGGCGAACCGCAUGUGAUUCUGGGCAGCAAGAGGCCCCAGAGGUGGGGCAAGUACCAUCAGCAGGCGGGCUACGAUAUCCGCCAGGAUCGGGUGCCCCAAAGAACUAAGGAACACAGCCUGGAGCUGGGCAGCGAUAGCCAGGCCCAGGACUCGGGUGAGUUCAUCGAUGUGAACGGGGACAACUUCUACCGGCGGCAGUUUAGCAAAAAGAGGAGACGCCGGCGGCGCUACGCGAAGGAGAGCUUCGAGGACCAGGUGAACUUCGGCGAGGAUGUGCUGCACUUCGAGGACGAGCAGCUGCAGCAGCUGGUGGAGCCGGAUGCCAGAGCCUUUGCAGAUAUAUUCAGCGGCAGUGGCUCCAGCCCCAGCGGAGAUCGUGAGGAGCUGGUGGGCGAGGCCAUGUCCCACGAGCUGGAGAAGCUCUUCUCCAUGGGCGUCCGUGGCCUGCUGACCACCUACAUGCAGCGGGCUCUCCAGCCGGCCAUCAAGGAGACCCUCAUGGAGAACAUGGGCUACACCCUCAGCUAUGGCUAA
Messenger RNA from Drosophila teissieri, 1389 nucleotides. RefSeq lists its product as uncharacterized. The record is from RefSeq and is a predicted model, not a curated record. Lineage: Eukaryota; Metazoa; Arthropoda; Insecta; Diptera; Drosophilidae. The transcript is spliced from 2 exons. Bases 1 to 1389 code for a protein of 462 amino acids.